Molecule: messenger RNA, 1110 nt
Organism: Didymella exigua CBS 183.55
Lineage: Eukaryota; Fungi; Ascomycota; Dothideomycetes; Pleosporales; Didymellaceae
Exons: 3
Source: RefSeq, a predicted model, not a curated record
CAUGACUUCACGUGGUGUGUCUGGGAGCCCCGGACACAUGAACAUGGUUAACGAUGCAGCAAUACUGACGGAAGACCGUUGUUGGUUCCAGAUUUGCCUCCACGUGCUGUUGGCGAUUGUUACUGCGCCUUACCGUCGGACCUUCAAGUUGUAUACAUGGAGACCGCUAAAGGAGAUGCGCGCAGCACGUGGCGACCGCAGUGUUCUGAUCCCACUCAUACGGCAGUGGAAGGUAGAAAAGUACGAGGAGUUGCGUUCAGUACAAGUAUCUGCUAGCUUUUGUGCUGGAGCUGCAUUAGCCGGCAUGCCCUGGUCCAAGACCUCAGAUGCUCUCUGGAUCGCCAGUGCUCUCUUUGUCAGCUGUCUUCUCUGUGCCAUCUGGGCCAUCAUCUCUUCUAUCCAGACCAAGUCGAUUCUUGAUGACUUACCUGCGAAGGAGGAUCUUGAUAUCAGCCUUGCGGACGUCGAAGUAAUACGCUUGCAGCGCACCAUUUUACGAUACAAAUGUACUCCCGCGUUUCAACACUGGGUAAUGCUGUUCAUCUGGCAGUUUCCUUCCAUGACCAUGGCCUACGCAUGGGUCACUUUCCUCGCAGCUCUCACCGUGCAUAUCUGCGCUCCUUUCAUUCGGCGAUCACCCUGGUCCGACAAGAACAAGACAGCAAUAGUGUACCUUGUGAUUGGCUUUCUUGGUUUGGCCACCUACAUUUUCACUGCCGUCUUUGUUUAUAUGAGCGAGAAAGACCUUGAGCAUCAUAUCACAGGCGCAAUGCAGAAAGACCAAGUACCUGAAUCGCCUCCUGUACUUCCGACAUUGGACCGGACAUCUGGCAGCAGCAAAGAAAGUGUGUCUUUCGAGCAGUUUUGCAAGGAUGGCUUUGAGGAAAUCGACCUUGAACGUCAGGCUGGUUCAGGGACCCCCCAACCGACAAGGCAGGAGGCGCCAAAGGACAGAAAGAAGCCAAAGAUGAUCUUGUUCAAUUGAGUCGCAUCUUAUGGACACAGUCUUGGAUUCCAAAAUGCAGAGUAGCAACGGCAAUGACCUCCUGACCUUUGCAUUUGUGGUCGGUCAGUCCGACAAGCGCACAAUGACAACCCUGUAUACGGUGA